Molecule: messenger RNA, 8544 nt
Organism: Calypte anna (Anna's hummingbird)
Lineage: Eukaryota; Metazoa; Chordata; Aves; Apodiformes; Trochilidae
Product: cullin-9
Biological process (GO): ubiquitin-dependent protein catabolic process
Molecular function (GO): ubiquitin protein ligase binding; zinc ion binding
Source: RefSeq, a predicted model, not a curated record
GCCCCCUCCCCUGGCAGCGGUGGAGGGAGCGGCCGGGCUGCAGCCGCUUGGCAUCAGGAAGCUGCCAGUCUCGGUCCGGGCUGUGAACAGUGCGGAAGGAGAACUGAAGCGGUGGCGGAUGGGGACGGGACCGCCCGAUGCGGCCGCGCCGUCUUCGUUUCCCCGCCUCCCUCUGUCCCGCUGCGGCAGCGCUGUGUAGGCCUGAGUUCGGCUCCUGGGUCGGGGGCGACGCGGUAACGAGCGAUUGCAAGAAGAUUUCCAGCACGCUUACUGCAAACUCUGAGGAAGAUAUCAUUGAAGGGACGUUUCCCAUCAUGGUGAACGAGAAGCGCAAUGGCAACCUGCUCAUUGCCCUGGGACCCCAGCUGCAGGCCUACCCGGAGGAGCUGCUCCGUCAGCGGCGAGGGCAGGACGGGCAGCCUGAGUACCUGAUCCAGUGGCGUAUCGUCAGCUUGGAAGAGAGAGCAGUGGGAGGCAGCAGUGUCUCCUCUGCAGGGACCAAGCCGAAGAACAUCCUGAUGUGGAUGUCUGCAGAAGAGGUCUGUGCCAGCUGCCCGGCGCUGCUGGGCAAGAGGAAGCUGGAAGGGCAGUGGGGGAAAGAGGAGAAGGCAGCCGGCCCGUUUGCUGCAGAUGUCCCGCUGGAUGAAGCCUCUCUGCUGGAGAUGAAGGCUGAUGUCAGGAGCCUGGUGCAGCGAGCUGGGCGUCAGAUGGCCGAGACCGGGGCCCCCGAGUCCUCCAUCCUCAACACCAUCCACGUGCUGAGUGCGUACGCUGGCAUUGACUCUCUGGCGGGUGCCUUCAGGGAGACGGGAGCCCUCGUGCUGCUGAUGAAGAUGCUGUGCCACAAGGAGAAGCAAAUCCGCCACAGCGCUGGCAAGAUGCUGAGGGCCCUGGCUUCCCAUGAUGCAGGGAGCCGAGCCUAUGUCCUGCAGUCCCUGAGCCAGCAGGAUGGCAUUGAGCGACACAUGGACUUUGACAGUCACUACACCUUGCUGGAGCUGUUUGCUGAGACAACAUCCUCUGAAGAGCACUGCAUGUCCUUUGAGGGGAUUCACCUUCCCCAGGUCCCAGGGAGGCUGCUGUUCGUCCUGGUGAAGCGCUACCUGUGUGUGACUUCUCUGACAAACAAGCUCAGCACUGGUGUGGAGCAGGGAGGAGAGCAGGAGGACUGCGCUGUGCCCAGCCUCCUCUCUGAGGAGAAGAGCCGUGUGAAGCAGGAAUUUGAGUUCAGCAUGGCCAUGGCAAGCCUCAUCUUGGAGCUGGUGCAUGUGAUGGGCUGGGAUCACAGCCACAAGCCAGAGCUGUUGCCCCAACAGGAGUUGCAGCCUCGCACCUCCAUCUUCCAGCCCAAGACCCCUCCCUUCAGUGCUGCCCAAAUGCCUGUGCUCAUCUCGAAUCGUGGUCUGCACAGAAAGCAGGGUCGUGCCUUCCUGACCCUGUCAGACUUUGCAGACCGCAGUGGCUACGUGGAUUACUUGAAGGCAAACUUGGUGCACGGCAUGAAAGUGCUGCUGGAGGACUGUGGUGAUGUUAGAGCUGGGGAGGAAGGCGAGGUUCUUCAGAACAGUAAUAGCAUGCGUGGAGUGCAGGUUUUAUGGCAGUCAGUAGGUUGGACCUGCUGGGUGCGUUUUCACAUGUUGGAGAUUGUUGACUUUGGAGAGCAGUGGGAAGAUCUUGCUCCUCAGAAAAAAGAAAAUGGUCUGAUAGAGAGCUUUAAUCUAGAUAAAGUUACACAGCCGUUUGUCUGCAAGCCCUUUGGGGGUCUGUACUCCCUGCCUUACCUGGGGGAGCAUCCAAGCAAGGCUGCAGAGGCCCUGAGUCGUACCGAGUGGUGGGAGCUGCUCUUCUUUGUGCGGAAGCUGGAAGCACGGCAGCAGAAGGAAAUCACCUGUCUCAUCCAGCAGGACCAGGGAGAGCAGCUGUUGGAGAUGGAUGAAGAAGCCCUGAUCCAGCUGUCAGUACCCGUGGAGCUGGCCCAGAAAGUCCUGCAGAUGUUGGAGAGGUGGUGUCAGGGCAGCACUCAGCGUGACCUGCGUGGCUCCCGCAUCUACGCCAAAUACUUCCUCAGCAAGGGGGCUGAGCAGGGUGGUGGGGGGAGCACUGCAGUGUCCUCAGAGGGUGCCAGCUGCAGGAGCACUGGCUCUGAAGCCACAAGAGCCAAGCCAGGAAAGGAAGAGAUAUCAGCAGCCACAGUGCCGCCUGGAGCCCCCACUGCAGCAGCAAAGUCAGAUUCAGAGCUGUUCAGAGAGCUCCUUGAGAGAGAAGGGCUGUUCUUCCCAGAGGUGACUGAGGAGCAGAUCAGAGGAGGAGGGCUUGAGAGGGGCUCGCUGGCCAAGAUUGCAGCUGUGGUGGACACGAUCCAGAGCAGCACCUCAGAGGUGGGUCUGCGCUUAGCUGGGCUCAAGCACAUCUUGAAGAUCCUGGAGGAGGAGCCUGAGCCCAAGCAGCAAGUCGGCAAAGCCCGGGGCGAGCUGGGGCCCAGGAGUUGUGGGGAGAUGCUGGUGAAGGUGGCAGUGGAGCUGCUGAGCACUGGGGUGGCAGAGAAGGCCCUGGUGGUGGUGGUGCUGCGGCUGCUGGCUGUGCUCAUGGCGAAGGACGACCAGCGCCUGCAGUUUGCCACAGAGGGUGGUGUGCGGGCUGUGCUGGCCUCCAUGCAGCAGCACGACUCCUCUGCCCUGGUGCAGCAGGCUGGCCUGGCAGCCCUGAGGGUGCUGGUGGGAGCCGUGGCCAGCAAGCCAGGAAGUGCCGGAGGGGAACCCUCACCCCUGAACCACGCCGAUGCGCAGAUGAUGCGGGAGAUCUUUGCCAGCAUCGGCUCUGCCUCCAGCAAGGGCUCGGCAAGCCUGCUGAGUGCCAUCCCUGCUGCCAUUGUCACCAUGCAGAGGGUCCCAGGGGGCUCCUCAGGCGUGCGGAACGGCUUGCUGGUGGUGAACAUGCUGAUCGACGGCCACCGGGGCCUGGCUGAGCAGCUGGUGAGCUGCGGUCUCCCCAAGGUGCUGCAGAGCUGCUGGUGGGAUGGACAGAGCACCGACUGCCCUCACACGAUGCUGGCCCUCAGCGUGACCAGCCGUCUGGCGGAGCACCGGCCACCCCUGGGCCCGGAGAUGGCAGGUGGAGAGGCCCCGCUGGACCUGAGGGAUGUGCAGAUGGUUCUGGGCAGCCUGGGGGAUGGCAUCUUGCCCAAGGAGGUGGUGGUGGCCCUGGAGCGACAGCUCUGCAGUGAAGGCCCUGACCCCUCUGACGAGGCAGCCCAGCUGCUGCGGGACCCAAGGUGCUUCAGGCUGUUGCUGCACAGCUUGGAGGUGCUGGGGGCAGAGAAGGCCAUGAGCCUCAGCAUCCUCAGGAUCCUGAACAAGUUCCUGGAGGGCUACGAGGAGGAUGUGCUGCCCUGGAACGAGUGUGUGGAGCCCUGUUUGUCCUCACUGAGUGCCCACAACAGUGACCGGGAGGUGGUGCAGGAGGUCGUUGGGUUCCUGCAUCGCUUGGCCACCGCCAGCAAGGACUGCACAGUGGUGAUGUGCCAGGUGGGCACCCGCGAGGCCCUCUCCAAAGCUCUGGAAAAGCACAGCACGGCCCCGUCGCUGGCACCAGCCCUGCUCAACCUGGUGACUGAGUGUGAGAAGUACGCCAGUCUCUACAAGAAGCUGAUGACCAGCAUCUUGGCUGGCUGCAUCCAGCUGGUUCUGGGGCAGAUUGAGGAGCACCGCCGGAGCUACCAGCCCAUCAGCAUCCCCUUCUUUGACGUCUUUCUGCGCAACCUUUGCCGAGGCUCCAGCGUGGAGGUGAAGGAGGACAAGUGCUGGGAGAAGGUGCAGGUCUCCUCCAACCCCCACCGGGCCAGCAAGCUCACAGACAGGAACCCCAAAACCUACUGGGAGUCAAAUGGCAGCACCGGCUCCCAUUUCAUCACUGUCCACAUGCAGUGUGGCGUGGUGGUCAGGGAGAUGAGCAUGCUGGUGGCCAGCGAGGACUCCAGCUACAUGCCAGCUCGUGUUGUGGUGCUGGGGGGAGACAGCCUUGCCACCAUCAGAACGGAGCUCAAUGCGGUGACCAUCCUGCCCUCAGACAGCAGAGUGAUCCUGCUGGAGAACAUGACCCGCUUCUGGCGUGUCAUCCAGAUCCGGGUGAAGCGGUGCCAGCAGGGUGGCAUUGACACACGUGUGCGUGGCAUCGAGGUGCUGGGUCCCAAGCCCACAUUCUGGCCCAUCUUCAAGGAGCAGCUGUGCUGGCGGACAUUCCUCUCCUGCACUGCUCGGGCUCAUGCCUGGUGCCAGGAGAUCUGCCGGGACCGUAGGCAACUGCUGCAGCUCUUUGGCAAGUUGAACCAGGCACUGCGGCACGAGCAGGACUUUGCUGACUGCUUCCUUCCUGACGAUGAGGUGGCCCAGGCCUUGGGCAGGACCUGCUGGGAGGCCCUGGUGAACCCCUUGGUGCAGAGCAUCACCAGCCCAGAUCCCCAUGGCAUCAGUCCCCUGGCCUGGCUGCUGAGCGAGUAUCUGGAGAGCAAAGAGACACCCCACCAUGUCACCAGCCAUGGUACUGCCUUUGGUUCUCGUGUGCGGCACCUGACCCAGCUCCUGGUGCACGUGGACCCCGGUGGCCCAGAGCCGGAGGAGGUGGGAGCAGCUGGUGGGAAGGAGGGGAAGGUGCUGGCCAGGGCUGCCAAGGUGGUGGCAGAGAAGUCAAGCAGCCUGUGGAGCAUCUCGCAGUGCUGGCGUGGUGUGGUGCAGCAGCAGGUUCAGCGGUUCCUGGAGGCAGCAGGGCAGGCACCGGACCUUGUGGAGCAGUACUGCGCGCUGUACCGGCGCCUGCGCAGCGCCACGGAGGAGCUCUUUGGGCAGCAGGCCGCCUUCCUCCUGGCCCUGGGACAAGGCUUUGCAGGGGCUUUGCUGCAGCUCUCCUUCCUCACCAGCCUGCAUGUGAGUGAGCAGUUUGCCCGCUACCUGGACAGGCAGAUCCAGGAGCUCCAUGGGGCUGUGGGCAGCACGGAGCUGCUGCAGCAGAUCCUGGAGCCCUUCGUCAUCUUCAGUGGCCUGGAGCUUGCCCACACCUUUGAGCACUUCUACAGGCACUACCUGGGGGACCGUCUCCUGGCACAAGGGCCAUCUUGGCUGGAAGGAGCUGUCGUGGAGCAGAUUGGGCUGUGCUUCCCCAGCCGCUUCCCCCAAGAGAUGCUGAACAACCUGGCUGAGUCUGAGGAGCUCCAGCAGCAGUUUUGCCUCUUCCAGCUGCAGGAGCAGGACAAGCAGCUGCUCGAGCUGGACAAGGACCUGGAAGAGGCACCAGGUAUGGCCUCAGCAGCGGGUGUACCAGAGGUGAAGGUGCUGGCUCUGUCACCACGCUGCUGGCCCAUUUCCCCAUUCUGCUACAUGGAUGAACCUGGGAGGUUCUUCUCAGCAGACCUGAGCUCCCCCCUGGAUGAGUUUGCUGACUUCUGCAGGCGCAGCCAGAGCCAGCUGGGCUGGGUGUGCAGGAAGCCCCGGCAGCUGCAGUGGACGUGGCUGGGCCAUGCUGAACUGCAGUUUGGAAACUGCAUCCUCCAUGUGUCUACACUGCAGAUGUACAUCUUGCUGUGCUUCAACAGUGCUGAGGAGGUGUCUGUGGAGGCCUUGCUGCAGGCUACAGGGCUCCCUGCUGACCUGGUGCACCAUGCCCUGACACCGCUGACCCACAGCGAAGGUGUCCUGGUACAGAGCUGCAUGCCAGGAGCUCCAGAUGUGCUGCGGCUGAACCAGGCAGCCCUGGCCCAAGCCUCUGGCAGCCACCUGAGGCUGCUGCCCCGGCAGAGGUACCUUCGGGCAGAGAGGGCUGAGGUCAGUGCCCUGGAAAGGAAGAGGAACAUCCUCUGCUGCCUCAUCACACGCAUCCUCAAGGUGGAGAAGCAGCUCCACAUCGACAACCUGGUGUUCAGGGUGAUUGAGGCCUGUCUGAAGGGUGAUUCGGGGCCAGGGCUGCAGUUCCUGAGUUUCUGCUGCCACAGUGUGGAUGUCCGGUCCUGUGUCCUGCACCUGCUGAACCAGGGCUAUCUCCGGCGCCUGGAGGAGAGGCCUCAUGUCUUGGAAUACAUCUCUGCUGAACCCACAGCACCUCUUGGGGGGCAGGCACAAAUGGUUUUCCAGAGCAGGUCACUAGAGGUAUCUCCAGAUGAGGACAGUAGAGACUGUCUGUAUUGGUUGAAUCCUGGCAUAGGUGGCUUGGAGGAGUUCCUUGUGGCCAUGCUGCAGAUGCCAAUGGGUCACACGCUUAGUCCAGAGGAAGCAAAGCUGCUUAUGAACCAGACAGUACAGCAGGUCCAGGAUACUCUGAGCAUCUCAAGUGAUGUUGCUCAGCAUCUCCUCAUGCACUGUAGGUGGAAUGUGGAUUUCCUUGUCCAGUGCUAUGUGGAGAACCGUGAAACCUUGCUCAUCUCCUCGGGGCUGCUAGUGCAGGAUGUCCAGCCCCCUCCAAGACCAGGAACCCACUGCCCAGUCUGUGUGAAUCAGCUGUGUCCCACUGAGAAACCACCAACCCUCUGCUGCAUGCACUACUGCUGCAAGCCCUGUUGGAGUGAAUAUCUCACAACUCGCAUUGAACAGAACAUGGUUGUCAGCUGUACCUGUCCCAUUUCUGAGUGCCGUGCACAGCCAACUACAGCCUUCAUUUGUUCCAUUGUUUCCUCUGAGGAGAUUAUAGCCAAGUAUGAAAAAGCCCUCCUCAGAGGCUAUGUUGAGUGUUGCUCCAACCUGACAUGGUGCACCAACCCUCAGGGCUGUGAUCAGAUCAUCCUUAAGGAUGGACUUGGUUAUGGGGCAGCCUGUUCAAAGUGCUCCUGGAUAUCCUGCUUCAACUGCAGCUUCCCAGAGGCCCAUUAUCCUGCUAGCUGCAGCCACAUGUCUCAGUGGGUGGAUGAUGGUGGCUACUAUGAGGGAAUGACAAGUGAAGCCCAAAGCAAACAUCUGGCUAAGCUCAUUUCAAAGCAUUGCCCAAGUUGCCAGGCUCAGAUAGAGAAGAAUGAGGGGUGUCUGCAUAUGACGUGUGCAAAGUGUAAUCAUGGCUUCUGUUGGCGUUGCCUCAAGCCCUGGAAGCCAACUCAUGAGGAUUACUACAACUGCUCUGCUAUGGUGAGUAAAGCAGCUUGGCAGGAGAAGCGUUUUCAGGAUUACAAUGAGAGAUGCACCUUACAUCAUCAUGCAAGGGAAUUUGCCACAAGUCUGAGGAACAGGGUUUCUUCCAUCAGUGAGAUGCCAAAAAUUAGGACUUUGACCUUUGUACUUGAUGCCUGCAAAGUGCUAGAACAGGCACAGAAGGUGUUGGCCUACACUUGUGUGUACAGCUACUAUAGCCAGGACACUGAGAGCAUGGAAAUUGUGGAACAGCAGACUGAGAGCCUAGAGCUACACACUAAUGCUCUGCAGGUCCUUCUGGAGGAAACACUGCUGCAGUACCAGGACCUGGCCACUUCUCUUCAGCUCCUGAAAGCAGAGCAUUUCAGUGCUGGUCUGGAGAUGGUACACCGCAUCAAGGAGCGUCUCUUUGCAAUUCUCUGGCACUCCACACAGGAUUUCCGUGUUGGGCUCCAGACUUUGGCAGAUCCUGAUCAGAGAAAGGUGAAACUCUUGAAUGUGCCUACUUCAGCUCCUGCCGGCGUAAGGCCAAUGCGUACCAUCUUGUGUGGCUCCUCCAGCACAGAUGAAGGUGGCAAAGGGGUUGAAGAUGAGGAGUAUGAACCACAGUGGCAGGAAGACUAUGAUGACGACGAUGACCUUGAUGAAGAUAAUUUUCUGUUUGAUGACGAGUCCGAUAACAUAGAUUGUGACUCCUACUUUGAUGAUGAUGAUGCCUAUGACUAGAAGUGGGCUGUAACCCAGCCUGCCAGCCUGGACCUCUGCCUGUACUCUGUCAUGACCAUUUUGCAUUAGUGUCUUUCCUCUAAGAUGGUGAAAUGCUCUCAGGAAGAACAAUGAGACAUUUCCUCGGGGGGCUACUUGCUCAGUGACUCCCUUUUAAUAUAUGGAAACAUUGCUCUGGACAGAUGGGCUAUGUAAUUUUGGCCACCUCUCUCAGAGAGACACUUUUCUCCUUUGCCUCUAUUUCUCUCCAUAGGUAUCCAAUUGAGAUAGUCACAGUGCAGCUGCAGAGUGAGGACUACUUGCCACCUGUUAAAGGACUUCUUGGUGUCCUUGGGUAGGCUCUCACCAAGGACUGGGCACAGGUGAUAAGUGUGUCACGUGUCCUAGCAUGGCACUGUCUAAUCCAUCCAGGGUCUAGAAAAACUGUAAAAUGAUGUGUUUACAUUCAAGUCAAAGCCUUCCACCUGGAGCUGGUGGGGUUCCCGCCAGAGCUACAGGGGGAUGUAGUUCAGUGCAUUCCUCUAGUUGAGGGUGACAACUUUUUUGCUGUUUUUUUCUGCUACAAGGCAGGAUGAGCUGCUGAGUGGCACAAAGUUGCAGCACUGUUUUUAUAAGGGUAUAACUGUAUGCACACACAUAUAAUAUGUAUUAUAUAUAUAUAUAUAUAUAUGCAGAGGUUGUUCAGAUAAUACUUUAUCUUUGCAAAAAAGAAAAC